Acytostelium subglobosum LB1 is the source of this 3255-nucleotide messenger RNA. RefSeq lists its product as hypothetical. The transcript is spliced from 2 exons. Lineage: Eukaryota; Evosea; Eumycetozoa; Acytosteliales; Acytosteliaceae. The record is from RefSeq and is a predicted model, not a curated record. Gene Ontology annotation, molecular function: structural constituent of ribosome; methyltransferase activity. Gene Ontology annotation, cellular component: mitochondrial small ribosomal subunit. Gene Ontology annotation, biological process: translation. Bases 1 to 3255 code for a protein of 1084 amino acids.
AUGUUCUUAACAAGAAAUGCAAAGCAAUAUAUAAAUAAUAGUCAACAAUAUGCACAAAGAUACUUCAUUGUACCACAACAACAACAACAGUUAACUGGUUUGCUAUUACAGCAACAGAUAUACUCUUACUCUACAUCAACUACAAGUACUACAACAACAACUGAUAAACCAAAGAUCACGAGAUCUUCAAGAGGUGUUGGUGUAAAGUCAUCGGGAGCAAUUCCAAAGCGUAGAGUUUCAUUGUCCUCUGCCAAGGCUUUGAUGGAGAAGAGACAACAAGCUCAACAACAACAACAACAACAAGAUCAACAACAAGGACAAGAUGACUCAACACCAAAGUUAUUAAAGACCCCGACUACUUCUUCCUCUUCUGUCGCCAAGAGGAAGGAGACACCAAAGCAACAGAUGGACAGACUUGAAAAAGAGAUUGAGAAGCAAUUGAUAUCAAGAAAGAACCUUUUAAAAGACUCAAAUACAUUACGUACUCAGACUCCUGGUGAAGCUGAGGAUGAGACAGAGGUGCCAAUUGGACUGGAGGACAAGGAGUCCAUCGACAAGGAAUACCGCCGUCAGUUCUGGGCCGCCCAGAUGACAAUGCGCGAGUCACUAAAAAAGGAUGGCGGUCGUUAUCUAUUCGAUCAAUCCGCCUACAAGGACACGGAGAAGGGCUACAACAUGUUGGCCAAGAAGCUGAUGGAUGCCAAGAGCAGAGAGCGUGCACAGUUACUCGAGGCCAAGAAAGAGAAACACAUGCAGAUCAUGAUGUCGCGACAACAGCAACAGCAAGGCAAGUGGGCGAACUUGCCAUCGAUCGACGAAUAUGACAUGGAAGAGGAGGAUGAAGAAGAUCUGGAAGACUACAACGACGGCCUGCCUGACCUCACCAGACUAGAGGUCGAGACUGAUGUGGCCCCAAGUGUUGAGGCCAUUGAGGGCAUCAUCCAGAUGGAGAAGGAGAAGCUGCUGGCAGAGGCCAAGGAGAACGUGGACGAGGAUGACUUUGACCUACAACGCAAGCUCAAGAGGAUCGAGUUCAUGUCAAAGAAGAAGGAGCUGCAGGAGAAACAGAGGAUAGAGAGGAUGGCCCGACUGGGUAUCGUAGAAGAGGAUAUGGUGGAGAUCGAUCCGCAGCACUUUAAGCGAUUCCAGGAUGGCGAGAUCACUGAAGAGGAGAUGACAGCACUAUCGCGCAAGUUUGUCCAGGAUGAGGAGGACGUGGAGGAGCAGGAGGGUGGCGACUAUGAAGAGGGCCCUGACUAUGACUACCUCAAGCAUUGGAAGAUUGGCUCGAUCGAGGUGCCCAAGCUGCUCAAGCGUAAGAUAUCUCAAGCACUCAAGGGCUUCCCAACGGCCGAGCUCAGACAAAUCUCGGCCGAGCUGUCGGACAGUCUGCGAACAAGGACCCGCUCAGACAAGAAGCUGCAAGACAAGACAAUGCCCUACAAGGUGGCACCAGAGGAGAAGCCCGUCAUCAGUUAUGGCAAGGGUGAGGCUCUGGCCUACAUCGCCCAUCGAAUGCCUGGUGUGUACGCCUGUACUCAUCGUGUGUUCUCAGAGAUUGCCACUCGCCUGCCCAACUUCAAGCCGACCACAUUGCUCGACUAUGGCUCUGGUCCAGGCACCGUUAUCUGGUCAGCGCGACAGGUUUGGGGCGAAUCACUAAAGAGUAUCAGGGCAGUUGAGCCAUCAACAUUCAUGAGCGACAUAUCCAAGAAGAUGUUGGAGGGCAACACGAACGAAAUCAAGUGGUCUCAGUUCUUGAUGCAGCCACCACACCUCAGCGAAUCAAUGCAGAGCGAUCUUGUUGUAGCCUCAUAUGUGCUCAGCGAGCUGCCAGACCAGGAGACUCGUGAGAAGGUCAUCAAUGACCUUUGGCGCAACGUUAAGCCAACUGGAAUGCUGGUGUUGGUGGAGCCAGGCACACCUAUUGGUUUCAGUCUGAUCAGAGCGAUGCGACAGAUGCUACUCGACCUCCCAGCUGAUCAGGUGACGCCACAAAAGUCUUAUCGCGCACAAGUCGUUGCGCCAUGCCCACACUCUGGCAGAUGUCCAAUGGGCUUCAACUCAUGGUGCCACUUCUCCCAGCGUGUUGCUCGUCCAGUGUUCCAGAAGCUGGCCAAGGGACCCAAGUCAACGGUGCCAUUCGAGGACGAGAAGUACUCCUAUAUCGUGAUGUCCAAGUUGAUCGACUCGACCAUCCCCAAUCAAAUGACCAAACAGGUAGAGAUGUAUGGCGAGGAGGAACUCAAGCCAAACAAACUAUGGUCGCGUCUCAAUGAAGCGCCAUUCAAGAGAAAGGGACACGUCACAAUGGAUGUGUGCACUCCCGCUGGAGACCUGAAGAGAGUUACAAUUGCCAAGUCACAUGGAAAACAAUUGUACAAAGAGGCCAGAAGAACAUUCUGGAGUGAUGGAUUGAUCAUUGAUGAAUCAGCAGUGGAUUGGAUACCAUCCAGGAAUCAGAUUAUAGAGUCGGCAGCAGAGAUUGAGUUUGAAAAGUACGCCAACAUUGAAAAGAUGAGGAGACUCAACUCGCCAACGUUCAAGAAGAGCCAGACACAGGGUGAGCUGCAGAAGGUCAUCGAGCACAUGGAGACGACACCAAGAGACAAGAAGAGGAAGCAGGUCGAGAAGACACGCGAGGAGGACAAGGCCAAGAUGAAGAAACAGGAGUGGGUCGAGGAUCUAGCCCAGGACGACAGGAAGAUGCUUGAGAAGCUGGUGCGCGAGGGCAAGUUCUCGAUGGGCCAGGGACUGUUUGGCGAGAAACAGCGUCCACAUCAGGACUACAUGGACAUGGGCAACGAUGACGACAUUGGAUUCGAGGAUCAGCGCGAGAGGCUGAAGAAGAAGGCCAUCGAGGAGACGAAGGAGGAGCUACCAAUGCGUCACAGCUCCAAGUCGAUGAAGGCCAUCAAACAGCGAAUGGAAGAGGAUAUCGAGAUGUUUGCCUCGCAGAACGUAUCAGACGAGAUUGUGGAGCAGAGCAAGCAGCAGAAGCAGAAGCAACAAGAGAUUAAUGCAAAGAAGUACAUCAAGAAGGGCACUUUGGAGGCAUUCCUGCAGGAAGAGACGACAGGCGAGGGCGCCGACCUCAGUACCAAGAAGUUGGAGACCGAGAUUGAGCGAAGACGACGAGCACAACAGGCCAAGAUGUCACAGUUAGUCGAGAACGUCAGGGGCAUGGGUAUCAAUACCAAAGACAACAGAGGCAAGCGACAGAACGAACCACCCAAAGACAUCAAACAGGAUUAG